AUGGACUCCACCGGCUGCUUGAAAUCCUUGCUUCUCACCAUCAGUCAAUACAAAGCCGUUAAGUCGGAGGCGAACACCAUCCAGCUUUUGCGGCACUUAGAGGUAAUUUCUGGACAGAAAUUCACACGAUUGUUUACAUCAAAUCAAAUAUUACCAAGUGAGUGCUUGACUUGCCUUGUAGAGCUACUCGAAGACCCAAACAUAAGUACUCCACUGAUCUUAAGUAUUAUCAGUUUGCUGUCUCAACUAGCUUUAGACAAUGAAACCAGAGACUUUCUUCAGAAUACAUAUAGUCUGAAUAGUGUACUUGCAGGAGUGGUUUGUCGGAACAGUGCAUGCCACAAUGAUUCAGUAUUUUUACAGUGCAUUCAGCUUCUGCAGAGAUUAACUUAUAACGUCAAAAUUUUCCAUUCUGGUGCCAAUAUAGAUGAAUUGAUUACAUUCCUGAUAGAUCAUAGUAAUGUGAAAUCUUUUUAUCGAACUCUUACAACCUUCUUGGCCCAUAGUAGCUUAACUGUGGUUGUGUUUGCACUUUCAAUAUUGUCCAGUUUGACAUUAAAUGAGGAGGUUGGAGAAAGGUAUGAGCAUUUUUCUUCAUGUCUUAAUCAAGUAUUAGGUCUUCUUAAUGGGAAAGAUCCUGAUUCUUCUUUAAAGGUUUUAGAAUUACUUCUUGCCUUCUGUUCAGUGACUCAGCUGCGCCACGUGCUCACUAAAAUGAUAUUUGAACCACCUGCAUCUGGCAACACCAUUCUGGGAAGCCGUCCUAAAUGUUUAGAACCUACUGUGGCUCUACUUCGUUGGUCAAACCAACCUUUGGAUGGAUCAGAAAGUUGUUCUAUUUUAGCACUGGAAUUGUUCAAGGAAAUAUUUGAGGAUGUCAUAGAUACUGCAAACUGUUCCUCAGCUGACCGUUUUGUGGCCCUUCUACUGCCUACAAUCCUUGAUCAGCUUCAGUUCACAGAACAAAAUCUAGACGAGGCCUUAACAAGAAAAAAAUGUGAAAGGAUGGUCAAGGCCAUUGAAGUUCUAUUAACUCUUUGUGGAGAUGAUACCAAAAUGCACAUUGCAAAACUUCUAACUACUAUCAAAUGUACCACUCUGAUAGAACAACAGUUUACAUAUGGCAAGAUUGACCUGGGGUUUGGAACAAAGGUAGCAGAUUCUGAAUUAUGCAAACUUGCUGGUGAUGUAAUUUUGAAAACUCUUGAUUUAAUGAACAAACUUAAACAGUUGGUUCCUGGUAUGGAAGUGAGCUUCUACAAAAUCCUCCAGGAUCCACGUUUGAUUACUCCUUUAGCUUUUGCUUUAACAUCAGAUAAUAGAGAACAAGUACAAUCUGGAUUGGGAAUAUUAUUGGAAGCUGCACCACUGCCAGAUUUUCCUGCUUUGGUACUUGGAGAAAGUAUAGCAGCAAAUAAUGCUUAUAGACAACAGGAAACAGAACAUAUGCCCAGAAGAAUGCCUUUGCAAUCAUUAAGUCACAGUUUUCCAACAUCUGUAAAGUGUUUAACUCCUCCACAUUUGAAAGAUAGCAUUCCUGGAUUGAACAUUGAGGAAUUAAUAGAGAAACUUCAGUCUGGAGUAGUGGUAAAAGAUCAAAUUAGUGAUGUAAGAAUAUCUGACAUAAUGGAUGUAUAUGAAAUGAAAUUGUCCACAUUAGCUUCCAAAGAAAGCAGACUACAAGAUCUCUUGGAAGCGAAAGCUCUAGCCCUUGCACAGGCUGAUAGACUGAUUGCUCAAUAUCGCUGUCAGAGAACUCAAGCUGAGACAGAGGCACAGACACUUGCUGGUAUGUUGAGAGAAGUUGAGAGAAAAAAUGAAGAGCUGAGUGUGUUGCUAAAGUCACAGCAGGUUGAAUCAGAAAAAGCCCAGAGUGAUAUUGAACAUCUCUUUCAACAUAAUAGGAAGUUAGAGUCUGUGGCUGAAGAACAUGAAAUACUGACAAAAUCCUAUAUGGAACUUAUUCAGAGGAAUGAACCAACAGAAAAGAAGAAUAAAAAUUUACAGAUCACAUGUGAUUCUCUGAAUAAGCAAAUUGAGACAGUGAAAAAGUUGAAUGAAUCACUCAAGCAACAAAAUGAAAAAACUAUUGCCCAAUUAAUAGACAAAGAAGAACAAAGAAAAGAAGUACAGAGCCAACUAGUAGACAGAGAAUGUAAGCUCUCAAACUUGCAACAGAAAACAACAGUACAAGAAGAAAAAAUUAAAGUCUUACAAAAAGAAAGGGAAGAUAAGGAAGAAACUAUUGACAUCCUUAGGAAAGAAUUAAGCAGAACAGAACAGAUAAGGAAAGAGUUGAGCAUUAAGGCGUCCUCUCUAGAGGUUCAAAAGGCACAAUUAGAAGGUCGUUUGGAAGAGAGAGAGUCUUUGGUGAAGCUUCAGCAAGAGGAGUUAAAAAAACACUCUCAUAUGAUAGCAAUGAUCCACAGUUUAAGUGGUGGAAAAUUAAGUCCAGAAACUGUCAAUCUUAGUAUAUAG
Messenger RNA from Choloepus didactylus (southern two-toed sloth), 2478 nucleotides. RefSeq names its product protein CIP2A-like. Lineage: Eukaryota; Metazoa; Chordata; Mammalia; Pilosa; Megalonychidae. The record is from RefSeq and is a predicted model, not a curated record.